AGAAUCUUGUUACGGGGUAAUUGUUAAGUUUUUUAAAUUUGUGGAUUUUUUUUUUUGUUUUCAAGAUUUGGGUUUUAUUCUUUAAUUAUAUGGUUUCAUGUUUGGGUUUGUUAUUAGAAACUGGGCACUUUUAGGGGCCACUCAAAAGGAUUUAGGGGCCAACAAUUUAUAACCAGCCAAGGGUACUAGUUAAGGGAUACCCUAUAUGACAUUGAAGUUACCUAAAUGCCCUUCCAGUGAAAAGAAAAUAAAAACCAAAUCAAAAUCAUUCCAACCCAUUUCAACUCUUCUUCUUCUUCUGCUGCUCUACUCCCGAUUGUGGAGGUAAAAUUUAUUUUUCCUCUUUUUUCAAUUCAUCAUCGCAUCGUGAAUCGCCAAAUUAAAACAUCAUUGAUUCGUUUAUAAAACGAUGGGUAAGGGCGAUGAACCCCACAGACCUAAAACUAAAAACGUUCCUCACGGUAUCGAUCCAAAAAUAGGAAUUUUAGCAAGGAAUAAAGAGAUUGUUGCUGCAAUUGACGAAGAACGCGAAGAACACGAAGCCGCGGAUUUAGUUGUUGGUGGCGAUUCUGAUAGUCAAACACUUCGGCAACUUCAAAUGGCCCCAAUUAGGCAAAAUCGAGCUAAGCAAGUACCCAAAACAGGCGACUUAAGGCCUCGUCGAAAAAAGAGAGUCAGAAACUGUCAGCUAGUGCUAGGAGAGAAAGGGGUGCCAAUGGAAAUUCAAGUUCUGAACAAGGUGUAGAACCAAUUCCUCCACAAGGCAGUCAAGGUGGAAAUUCAAGUGCUGAACAAGGUGUAGAACCAAUUGCUCCACAAAGCAGUCAACAAGGUGCGCAACCAAGUGCUCAACAGGCCACUCAAAAGGUGCAGAACCAACUGCUCCAGAAGGAAGUGAAUAAGGUGGUGUAGAACAAAGUGCUCCACAAGGUGGUGUAGAACAAAGUGCUCCAGAAGUUACAUCCCAACAUGAAAUUGAACCAAUUGAUCCAACUGAAGAUGCUCGAGAUGAAGGUGUUGAAGCUGCAGGUGCUCAAACUCGUGGUCGUGCAGGACUUGGAGGUAGUCACGGUCGUAAAGUCAAAUCAAAGAAUAAAUGAAUGACAAACUUCCGUUUCAUAG
Molecule: messenger RNA, 1122 nt
Organism: Papaver somniferum (opium poppy)
Lineage: Eukaryota; Viridiplantae; Streptophyta; Magnoliopsida; Ranunculales; Papaveraceae
Exons: 2
Coding region: 410-745 (111 amino acids)
Source: RefSeq, a predicted model, not a curated record